This is a messenger RNA of Brettanomyces bruxellensis, 2079 nucleotides long. It is a transcript of the gene GSY1, whose product is annotated as glycogen synthase isoform 1. The transcript has a single exon. Gene Ontology annotation, cellular component: cytoplasm. Gene Ontology annotation, molecular function: alpha-1,4-glucan glucosyltransferase (UDP-glucose donor) activity. The record is from RefSeq and is a predicted model, not a curated record. Gene Ontology annotation, biological process: glycogen biosynthetic process. Lineage: Eukaryota; Fungi; Ascomycota; Pichiomycetes; Pichiales; Pichiaceae. The coding region runs from base 1 to 2079 and encodes 692 amino acids.
AUGACUCGUGACGUGAAAAACCACCUUUUGUUCGAGGUGGCCACCGAGGUUGCAAACAGAGUUGGAGGUAUUUAUUCUGUGCUUAAAUCGAAGGCACCAGUUACCGUUGCCGAGUACAAGGAGAGGUACGCAUUAAUCGGACCUCUGAAUAGGAAGUCGGCAGCAGUGGAAGUCGAGGAGCUCCCAGUGACAAAUCCUGAGCUCAAAGCUACGCUAGAUGCAAUGUAUAGCCGUGGAAUAAGAUACAUAUACGGCCGUUGGUUAAUUGAAGGAGCACCAAGAGUCAUUCUUUUCGACUUAGGCUCUGCAUCACAUUUCCUCAACGAGUGGAAGUCGGAUCUUUGGAAUGUCGCGGGGAUUCCAACCCCACCGACAGAUACAGAGACAAACGAUGCCGUUUUGCUCGGAUAUCUUGCAGCCUGGUUUAUUGGUGAGUUAUGCUGCCACGAAACCAAGAAGGCCAUCAUCUUGCAUGCCCACGAGUGGCUUGCAGGUGUCGCAAUUCCUCUUUGCCGGCAGAGGAAAAUCGACUGUGCGACAAUCUUCACUACACAUGCCACUUUGCUCGGCAGGUAUCUUUGUGCCGGCUCGGUCGACUUCUACAACAAUCUAGACAAGUUUGACGUGGAUUACGAGGCUGGAAAACGUGGAAUAUAUCACAGGUACUGCAUCGAGAGGGCGGCAGCACACUCGGCUGACGUUUUUACGACGGUUUCGCACAUCACAGCCUACGAGGCGGAAAACUUGUUGAAGAGAAAGCCGGACGGGGUUCUUCCAAAUGGCCUGAACGUGGUUAAGUUCCAGGCCGUGCAUGAGUUCCAGAACUUGCACGCGGAAAAGAAGGAGAAGAUUAACGAGUUUGUUCGCGGCCACUUCUACGGACAGCUAGACUUCUCGCUAGACAACACGCUCUACUUCUUCAUCGCCGGCCGGUACGAGUACAGAAACAAAGGUGUGGAUCUCUACAUCGAGGCACUUGCACGUUUGAACCACAAGUUGAAGGACAUCGGAUCCAAGAUGACUGUCGUGGCCUUUAUCAUCAUGCCUGCAUCCUCGCACUCAUACACUGUGGAGGCACUUCGUGGACAGGCAGUUGUCAAACAGCUGGAAUCGUCGAUUCAUGAUGUUCAGCGGUCGAUGGGCAAGCGUCUGUCCGAAUGGUGUCAGGAUCCAAGUCAUUGCUCCAGCAAGGGCCAGAUCGAGCUUCCAGACUUGGAUGACUUGCUAAGACCAGCCGACAGGGUUCUCUUGAAGCGUCGUAUGUUUGCCUUAAAGAGAGACUCACUGCCACCAAUCGUGACACACAACAUGGUGAACGAUGCCACCGAUCCAAUUCUCAACCAGAUCCGGUCCUGCCAGCUGUUCAACAAGAAGGAGGACAGGGUGAAGAUUGUGUUCCAUCCGGAAUUCCUCAGCUCUUCGAGCCCCGUGCUCCCAUUGGACUACGAUGAGUUUGUGAGAGGAUGCCAUAUGGGUGUUUUCCCAUCUUACUACGAACCCUGGGGAUACACGCCGGCUGAGUGUACCGUGAUGGGUAUUCCAUCAAUCACGACGAACCUUUCAGGCUUUGGAUGCUACAUGGAGGAUUUGAUCGAGAACCCGGUGGAUUACGGUAUCUAUAUUGUCGACAGAAGAAUGAAGUCCGUCGAUGACUCUAUCAACCAGAUGGUUGACAUGAUGUUCAGCUUCUGCCAGAAGACUAGGAGGCAGAGAAUCAACCAGAGAAACAGAGUCGAGCGGUUGAGCGAUCUCUUGGACUGGAGGAGAAUGGGUUUGGAGUACGUCAAGGCCCGUACUUUGGCUCUGAAAAGAGCAUAUCCUGGAAUGUUCUCCAAGGAGAGUAAUCCGUUCGAGAAUAAUGACUUGAAAGUUGCCAGGCCUUUGAGCGUUCCUGGUUCUCCAAAGGAUAGGUUGAGUAACGGUGCUAUGACUCCAGGAGACCUUGGAACACUUCAGGAGUCCAAUGAUGCCAGUUACCUCUCAUGGUUGAACAGAGAUGAUGAUGAGGAUGUCACUUUGAGAGGUGCCAGUGUCAGCGCCUCGCCUCGUAGAAACAGUGCCAUCUCCUCGCCGAAAUAG